This is a messenger RNA of Verticillium alfalfae VaMs.102, 1047 nucleotides long. RefSeq lists its product as hypothetical. Bases 1 to 1047 code for a protein of 348 amino acids. The transcript has a single exon. The record is from RefSeq and is a predicted model, not a curated record. Lineage: Eukaryota; Fungi; Ascomycota; Sordariomycetes; Glomerellales; Plectosphaerellaceae.
AUGGCCUUCACCUCAAUCCCUCUUCUGGACCUCGCGCUCGCAGAGUCACCUAGCACUAAACCUAGGCUGCUCGAAGAGCUUCGACAUGCGCUGCUCGACGUGGGCUUCCUCUAUGUUACGAACCAUGGUGUUCCAGAUACUGUCAUAGCAAAUCUCACGGCAGCUCUGCCCAAACUCUUUGGGUUGACGUCCGAUCAAAAGGCAGAAGCGGCGCUUGCCGGCUCGCCUCAUUUCCUUGGAUACAGCGAGGUGGACACCGAGACAACUGCCGGUGCUUCUGACCACCGCGAGCAGUUUGAGUUUGCGACUGAACUGGCAGCAACCUGGACUCUUGAACAACCACUUGCUGAGCGGUUGCGCGGACCCAACAACUACCCACCUGCCCUGCCGUCAAUUCGACUAGUGGUAGAAGCGUACAUUGCCGAGCUCACGAUCCUCGGCGAACGCUUUCUCGGCCUCGUUGCAGAGGCACUCGACCUCCCAGCAAAGACGUUCCUACCAUUCCUCUCCGACCAACAUCGUCUCAAAACAGUGCACUACCCAGCACAGGCGGAUGGAACACACUGCCAGGGCGUGGGCCCACACAAGGACUCGUCCGGAUGGUGGACCUUCCUGCUACAGGCAUCGCCUGAGGUUGGCGGCCUGCAGGCUCUCAACCAGACUGGCACGUGGGUCGACGUGCCGCCUCUUGCCGGCACGUAUGUCGUGAACAUCGGACAGGCGUUCGAGGUCGUGACGCAUGGCGUAUGCCGCGCGACAACGCACCGGGUACUCAGCGGAUCGGAGGAACGGUUCAGCGUGCCCUUUUUUCAGGGCGUGCGGCGCAGCCUAACGAGAGAAGAGGCCGUCCAUUCACUGCGGGGACACUUUGAGCGGUUCGACGGUGGAGGGGUCGAGUCGGCGGAGGGUCGGGACGUCGACUCGGCCUUCUUGAGGGGCGGGUACGAGACGUGGGGCGAGAGUCAGCUCCGAACAAAGGUGAGAAGCCACAGAGAGGUGGGGCAGCGGUUCUACGGCGAUGUUUUCGAGCGCUACGUCAGCGAGUAG